AUGUAUAAGUUGCCCUCUCGUUGGUUUUCCAUAGGGAGACCCUUACUAUCUCAGACAGGUUCAUUGAAAAGUAUAAGUCUUGGUCCAAAGCUUGCCGCGAAGCAAUUUAUAGAUCCUGGAACCCCUCAAAAGAAGGAAAAGAAGUUGAGAAGAAGGGAGAAAAGAUUAAAGAAACAAAUCAUACGAGAUGUCAACACCUUGAAGCAGUAUGAAGCAAAGAAUGUUCCCUUUCAGGUAGAUCCUGUCUUGGGUGACCCUCAAUGUCAAUUUUUCUCCCGAAUUAUGCAAAAAGUUGAAGAUCAGGACACAAAUUUGGCUAAUGAGGUUGAUCGUUCAGAAAUGGAGAAGCUCUUGUACGCAGCAGAGAAGUUGUCUCUUGAAAACUCAUCAAGCAAUGAAGAAAUACGCCGAGAGGUACAACAAGUCGAAGAAAAUAAAAGGAAAGCUGUGUUGACUAUUUUGAAUUUGAAAAAUACCAACAACCAAGACAAGAAGAAAUUGGCAAUCAAGUAUGCGCGUGAGGAAUUACAAAGAGAACCUGGUGACACUGCAUCCCCAGAAGUUCAGGCAGCCGUGAUGACGGUCAAGAUCCAUUUUGGAAUGAGACACGUAAAGGAGAACAAGAAUGACCAUGCCACUACAAAAAUCGUCCGUGAAUUGGUUCAGUAUAGGCAGAAGAUAUUGCGUUAUUUGAAAAGACAGGAUCCCAAAAAAUAUUAUUAUGCAAUCGCAAAGUUGGGUUUGACUGAUGAUGUUAUUACCGCCGAGUUCAACAUGGGAAGACAAUACUUACAAGAAUACAAGGUAUGGGGUGACAAGAUAUUGGUCAAGGAAACUCAAAGCACCAAGAGGAAGAACUUGAGAAUAAAGAAACUUCGGGAUAGAGUCAGCGAGUAUCAUGAUUUGGCCAAAAGAAAUUACGAAAUCAUGCAAAAGGAGAAUCUUAUUUAG
Lodderomyces orthopsilosis Co 90-125 is the source of this 951-nucleotide messenger RNA. Its product is annotated as mitochondrial 37S ribosomal protein uS15m. Gene Ontology annotation, cellular component: ribosome. The record is from RefSeq and is a predicted model, not a curated record. Gene Ontology annotation, biological process: translation. Lineage: Eukaryota; Fungi; Ascomycota; Pichiomycetes; Serinales; Debaryomycetaceae. The transcript has a single exon. Bases 1 to 951 code for a protein of 316 amino acids. Gene Ontology annotation, molecular function: structural constituent of ribosome.